CCACGCAGGCACAGGGAGAACAUGCAAACUCCACACAGGCGGGGCCGGGAUUUGAAACCGGGUCCUCAGAACUGUGAGGCCAGCGCUUUAUCAGCUGAGUCACCGGGCCGCCGCAACUAUAGUAUGAAAAGUGUAAUCCACGCUGUAUCCACAGACUUCCAGCCUGAAAUGCGUCACGACUUGAGACGUCACGGCGCUCUGGGCUGCUAUCAGCGAAGAAGUCCCGAGCUAGCAUCGCAAAACUGGCUACGAAGCCAGGUGUCGCCGAGCGUCUCGGUGAACGUGCCGCACUUCUUCGUGCCGCCCGAGGCGGUCGUGUCGGGAGCCGGCGGCGUGACGACGACACGGGCGGCGGCCUCCUCGCCGGACGCCCCGGGGUCCUCGCGCGCACUCCAGAUACGCCGGCGCCUGCCGAAGGAGUCGAGAAACAUCUUCAUCACCUACUCCUCGGACUCGUCCUGUGAGAUGAUCGCCCUCGUUGACUUCCUGUCCAAACAUGGCUUCCAGCCUACUAUGGACACGGUUGACAGGCCCUGUACAAACGCAGACGAUACCACGUGGGAGCACGCUUUUAUCACAGACCCGUCAGCCCCCAUCAUCGUGGCUAUCAGUCCGCGCUACAAGGCCGACGUCGAAGGCAGCACUGUGCACGCCCGCGGUUUGCACACGAAACACAUUUACGCCAUGAUGCAGCAUGAAUUCAUCCAACAGGGCAGCUUGAACUUCCGUUUCAUCCCCGUGCUCGUCCUCGACGCCUCCCAGGAGGACGUUCCGGCCUGGCUUCAGAACACGCGUGUCUACCGCGGGACACGGACGACCUGUUGCUGCGACUGCUGAGGGAGGAGAGGGGCCCAAACCGCCAGUGGGCCCCCCCCAGGAGCAGCAUGUGGCUCGGUCCGAUCCAGAGCCACGGCGGUGCUGAACAAGCUUCGAGUGUCUGUGGAGCUGCUGGUCGCCCUGGCCGCCCUCCUGUGCUGGCUGAC
Molecule: messenger RNA, 983 nt
Organism: Syngnathoides biaculeatus (alligator pipefish)
Lineage: Eukaryota; Metazoa; Chordata; Actinopteri; Syngnathiformes; Syngnathidae
Product: E3 ubiquitin ligase TRAF3IP2-like
Exons: 8
Coding region: 22-837 (271 amino acids)
Biological process (GO): positive regulation of canonical NF-kappaB signal transduction; humoral immune response
Source: RefSeq, a predicted model, not a curated record